Seriola aureovittata is the source of this 2617-nucleotide messenger RNA. It is a transcript of the gene knop1, whose product is annotated as lysine-rich nucleolar protein 1. Bases 606 to 2450 code for a protein of 614 amino acids. The transcript is spliced from 6 exons. The record is from RefSeq and is a predicted model, not a curated record. NCBI's taxonomy places the organism in Eukaryota, Metazoa, Chordata, Actinopteri, Carangiformes, Carangidae.
CUACAGGAAACGGUAGAGCAUGUUUUUUUAUACUGUCCUAGAUAUCAACAAAAGAGACAGAUACUUGAAUUUGCACUCCAAAGGAAUUAUUUUCCCUUGAUGUAGGAUACAGGGCUAUUUUCAGAUUUUCAGAAAACACAGGAAUUAUUAGGAGAGUUUUAUAAUAGUCACAUCUAUUCUCCAAUCCAGAAGACGGCGGUAAGGCACCUAAAAGCUAAGAAGAAGACGAAAAGGAAGAAGAAGAAGAAAAAGAAGCAGAAGAAGAAGAAGAAGAAGAAGAAGAAGAAGAAGAAGAAAUAGUAGAAGAAGAAGAAGUACCGUAGUCCGGACGCCUGGCUCGUCAUUAAGACGAAAACUACUUCCGGGUCAAGAAACUACGCUGGUGCCCACGUGAACUAUCAAAGUGUACAAAAAUCUGAUGAGGACGUGAUCUUUAUUUCCACAAAGACUGCACAUAAAUCCCAAGAGAUUACUAUUGACCAUGUAGUGAUUUGCCAAAUCACACUGUUUAUCCUCUGAACUCUAAUAAUAUGUGCUAACCAGUUAACACUGCCAGGCAGAAGGGUAAUCCAGGGCUAAAAGCCUUGUUGUAGGACAAAUUACACAUGCACCCAGUGUUUUUGAUACAUAUCCAUAACCAAAUUCAAUUUGCCACAAUUCUUUGUUGCCGGAAAGCAAAGCAACUAGACCUGCAAAGAGACAUUGAUCAAGAGUCCCUUCCCACUCAGCCAGUCAAACCCUGGACAAGCCAGAGGUCUGUUGUGGUGGAGAAGCCAGUGAAAAUGACGAUGGAGGAAGACAAGAGAGAGGAGAAUCAUAUAAAGAAGAAGAAACACAAGAAAGGACAAGCUGCUGUGCCUGAAAACGAAAACUGUACUGUUGAUGAUGGGAGCCUAGCAGAGGUGAAAAAAGAAAAGAAGAAAAGAAAAACAGUUGAGACAGUAGUUACAGAUGAGGAGCUGUUGGAUGGAGGCAGUGAAAAGAAGGAGAAGAAGAAAAAGAAGAGGAAAAUUGUUAAUGAAUCAGUGAAUGAUGCCAAUGGUUCUGAUGUCAUGGAGUCAGCACAAGAUGAAGGAGUCAGCAAAAAGAAGAAGAAGAAGAAGAAGCAGCAGCAGCAGCUGGCUGAUGAUAUGAAUCAAGUAGAAAUUGCACAGAGUUUAGUCAAAGAAGAAAUUAAAAAGAAACAAAGGAAAGAGAAGAAAGUAAAAAAUAAGAGUGUACAAAUUAAUACUGAAAAUGUAAAGAUGGAGGAAGAAGAGGAAGAAGAAGAACAGCAAGCUGUAAAGGAUAAAGUACCAAAGAAAGCCAAGAAGGCAAAAAACAAUAUUUUAGCUGUAAACACAGAGGUGACUGAGGAGCAAAGUAAAGAAAAGAAAAAGAAGACAAAGAAAUCCAUUGUGGAAGAAACAAUUGUAGAUAUAGAUGGGAUAACUAAAACCAAAAAGAAACUUAAGGUGGGUGAGAAUGGAGUGAAGUUAGAAACACCAGAGGGUGAAACUGAGGUUGAGGAGGUAAAAAUGAAAAAGAAGACAAAGAAAGAGGUGAAAAGUAAAGAAGAAAAUGGAGUAGAAACAUUUGAGGACAAAGAAAACAACAAAAGGAGCAAAGCAGCUUCAAGCAAAAAGUUGAACAAGGACAAUAUGCAGAAAGAGAGUGAGAUUGUUAUCACAGAGGAAGGAAAGACGGAGCAAAGGAAAAAAGGAAAAAAAGAAAAGGGUAGAAAAGCUUCAGUGGAGGUCAGCGAGGUAGAGGAGACAGAGCCAAAGAAAAAGAAGAGGAAAAAGGAAAGCCCACAAAGAGAGGAUGAGCCAUUAUUAAUGAAAUGUGAAGAAAAUGAUGAGGAUGGGCAAAGUAGGGAAACAGUGGCAGGUGACACAACCAGCAAGAAAAGCAAAAAGAAGAGCAGCUCUGUCCAGGUGACACAGGUGGAGAAUGACGAUGGAGUUGAAAGAGGUGCAAAGAAGAAAAAGAGAAAGAUCAAAGAAGAGGUGGAAGACCAGCAGGAGUCUCCCCAAGUGGACGUGGUGUUUCUGUCAGAGAAGAGUGGAAACACUGAUGAGAUCAACAUCAACCAGGAGAGAAGACAGGCUCUACAACUGGAGAUUGACAAGGCCUCCCAACCUGAAAAAUCAGCCAAACCUCUGGGUUUGGGUCAGUGGAGCACCGCCCAGUUCGACAGCUCUCAACAGCAGCAGAAGUUCUUACGCUUGAUGGGCGGCUUCAAAAAGGGUUUCCAGCCGGCUGAAGCAGGCGCCGGACAAGCAAAUAUGGCAAUGGGGAAAAACGCACAGCAGCAGUUACAGCAAGGGCUUAUGGGAGAGUUCGAGCGCGCUCACUCGCGCAGAAUGGACUUCAGUAACAGGGGGGCAGGUCUUGGGUUUUCUGCACCAUCCAAUAAGAAGUUCUCUAUCGACAUUAAUGCAAGUCGAUCUGUCCGCUUUGACAAUUGAUCAGUGUGAUCAAUGGGUUUUUUUUUGUAUGUGUAGUUUUAACUGUUGAGUCAUUCACUGAGCUUUUUGCUCAGCUUCACUGAAAGAACUUGUAUAUAAAGCUAAUAAUGAACACACAAUACAAAAGCUCUUUGUACAUAUUGUGUAUUAAACAACAUCCUGCUUGA